This is a messenger RNA of Morone saxatilis (striped sea-bass), 430 nucleotides long. Its product is annotated as sentrin-specific protease 6-like. The record is from RefSeq and is a predicted model, not a curated record. Lineage: Eukaryota; Metazoa; Chordata; Actinopteri; Moronidae. Gene Ontology annotation, cellular component: cytoplasm; nucleus. The coding region runs from base 17 to 430 and encodes 137 amino acids. The transcript has 2 exons. Gene Ontology annotation, biological process: regulation of spindle assembly; protein desumoylation; regulation of kinetochore assembly. Gene Ontology annotation, molecular function: SUMO-specific endopeptidase activity.
UCCGGAGCGAAACACAAUGGAGAAGGUUUGUUUUCAGGCGUCGGAGCUGAUCAGCUGCGAGUGGUGCAGCGUUCGGAAACUUCCGGUCUUGUUCUUCCAGACGACCCCAGAGGAGUGCGUCCGCCUGCGCACACAGCUCAACAUGUCGAAGGAGACGGGAGGACAGUGGUACGACUGCGCCGGGGACCAGUCGGAUGAGAAGUACAUCGUUUUGAUCUUCGAGAACGGCCUGGCGAUGAAGGAGCAGAUGAUCCUGGAGGACAUUCUGGGCGAGAUCGGCCGGAACAACAACCUCAGCAACUUCCCCGCCAAGCUGCCCUUCGAGGAGGCCAACAUCCGAUUGGUCAACUACAACAAGGCCUCCAAACAGAAGGAGGAGAAGGUGAGCGUGGAAAACCGUCUUCUUCACCCGGUUCAAAUCUCGAGUUAA